CUGCACUCCAGCCUGGGUGACAAAGCGAGACUCUGUCUCCAAAAACAUAAAAAUCAAUAUGCAUAAGGCAUGGCAGUAUAGUAUGGGAAAGGAAAGGGAGUUGAGGUUCACAGCACAUUCUGAGGCUGUAUUUUAAGAUGAGAGGAAAAGGGAAAGAAGGAGGAAGAAAAAAAAAGAUUUAAAAUGCGGUUUGAGACUCAGCUGCUAAGCUGCUGGUUACAUACUCUGGGACUCAAUUUCAGGAGUCAGAAUCUGGCCCCUAAACUUGGGAAUAUGUUUAACCUCCUGAAAGGGGGUUUCCUGCUGUACUGUGGCUGAAGCUUCUCUGAACUAAUUUAGGUUUUUUUCUUUUCCCCUCUUUUGAUUCCAUUAUAGAAGAUUGCUGCCAUAUAAUUCCAGGUUUUCCAUGCACUUAACAAUUUUAUUUCAUUGUUGAUGGGUUUUUAUUUUCUGAUCUGAGAAUGAGAGAUAAGGUGGGUUAAAGGCUUGGCCAUGCAGCCAGUAGCUUCAUCCCAAAUUCCUGAUGCCCGGAAGACACCAGGCCUUCCCUCCUGCUUCAGAGUGGUUUGUGUGGCCUGGGCUCCCCUCCUGCUCUGAAGCCAGAAGACAGCUCCACUGGGCAGUGAGUCUGGAAUUCUCUGCACACGUUUAUGGGUCCCCGUCAAGGAAGAAAGAGCAGGAAGAGCCCAUUGAGUACAGGCAGAAAAUUCCGCUUAAAUGCAAAUGUAUACUGGGAGGGGUCAGGUCAUAGCGAAGGGCGGAAGCCGACCCUACCAAGGGCUGCAUCUGGAACGGCUCCAUCUGGAAUGGCUCCAAUCGGCUGUGCAAGAACACUUCUUCUGUCAAUCAGUCCCCCGGUGGGGCGGAACUUGGAGCUCUACCCAAUCAUGGUUGGUGGCGAGUUCAUGGGAACUGUCAAUCAGGCGCGCUACCGGGAGGAGGGUGGAGCCUUCUCUGAGCUCCGGCUCCCGGCUUUGUUGCUAAGAGACUCUCUGGCAGGUCAGUGGCCGGUUCUGUCACACUCAGUCCUAUACUGGCAGCGGUAGCCUUGGGGAGAACCCGGGAAAUGGAUUCAGUAGCCUUUGAGGAUGUGGCUGUGAACUUCACUCAGGAAGAGUGGGCAUUGCUGGGUCCAUCACAGAAGAGUCUGUACAGAGAUGUGAUGUGGGAAACCAUCAGGAACCUGGACUAUAUAGGAAUGAAAUGGGAAGACACAAACACUGAAGAUCAGCACAAAAAUCCCAGGAGAAGCCUAAGAUGUCAUAUUGUAGAGAGAUUCCGUGAAAGUAGCCAGAUUUCAGAUAGUAUUGUGGUUGAAAAAACUCCUGGAGUAGAUCCAUGUGAAAGCAGUGUGCAUGGAGAAGUCAACAUGGAUUGUUCAUUCCUUAAUUGCAUCACAUUUGAUGCUGGACACAAACCAGGUGAGUGUCAGGAAUAUGGAGAGAAGCCACAUACAUACAAACAAUGUGGGACAGCCUUCAAUUAUCACCACUCCUUUCAAACACAAGAAAGACCUGACACUGGAAAGAAACGCUAUGAUUGUAAGGAAUGUGGGAAAACCUUCAGCUCUUUGGGAAACCUUCGAAGACACAUAAUAGUGCAACGUGGAGGUGGACCUUAUAAAUGUAAGUUGUGUGGAAAAGCCUUUUUUUGGCCUAGUUUAUUUCAUAUACAUGAAAGAACUCACACUGGAGAGAAACCGUAUGAAUGUAAGCAGUGUUCUAAAGCCUUCCCUAUUUACAGUUCCUUUCUAAGACAUGAAAGAACACAUACUGGGGAGAAACCAUAUGAAUGUAAGCAGUGUUCUAAAGCCUUCCCCGAUUCCAGUUCCUUUAUAAGACACAAAAGAACUCACACUGGAGAAAAACCCUAUAAAUGUAAACAAUGUGGAAGAGCCUUCAGUGUUUCCAGUUCCCUUCGAAUACAUGAAAGAACUCACACUGGAGAGAAACCCUAUGCAUGUAAGCAAUGCGGGAAGGCAUUUCAUCAUCUGGGAAGCUUUCAAAGACACAUGAUAAUGCACACUGGAGAUGGACCCCAUAAGUGUAAGGUAUGUGGGAAAGGUUUUGAUUGUCCUAGUUCACUGCAAAGUCAUGAAAGAACUCACACUGGAGAGAAACCCUAUGAAUGCAAGCAGUGUGGGAAAGCAUUAUCUCAUCGCUCAAGCUUUCGAAGUCAUAUGCUAAUGCACACUGGAGAUGGACCUCACAAAUGCAAGGUAUGUGGGAAAACCUUUGUUUAUGUCAGUGUAUUUCAAAGACAUGAAAGGACUCACACUGGUGAGAAACCCUAUGAAUGUAAAGUAUGUGGUAAAGCCUUCCGUAUUUCCAGUUCCCUUCGAAGACAUGAAGCAACUCACACUGGAGAAAAACCCUAUAAAUGCAAAUGUGGGAAAGCCUUUAUUAAUUUCUAUUCCUUUCAAAAUCACAAAUCAACUCACACUGGAGAGAAGCCAUAUGAGUGUCAGGAAUGUGGGAAGGCUUUCAGUUGUUCCACAUACCUUUCUCAGCAUAAAAGGAUCCACACAGCUGAAAAACCUUAUGAGUGUCAAACAUGUGGGAAAGCUUUCAGUCAUUUUGGUAACUUAAAAGUCCAUGAAAGGAUUCACACUGGAGAGAAGCCGUAUGAAUGUAAGGAAUGUGGGAAAGCAUUCUCUUGGCUCACUUGUCUUCUGCGACAUGAAAGAAUCCACACUGGAAAGAAAUCUUAUGAGUGUAAACGAUGUGGUAAAGCCUUCACUCGUUCUCGUUUCCUUCGAGGACAUGAAAGGACUCACACUGGUGAGAAGAGGCAUGCAUGUAAGGAAUGUGGGAAGGCGCUGAGUUCCCUCCGUUUCUUGCAUAGACAUAAAAGGACUCACUGGAGAGAUACUCUCUAAGUGUGGGAAAGCAUUCAUUAAUUUUAUUUCAUUUCAGAAACAUGAAAGAAAUCACAUAGGAAUAAGCCUCAUGAAUGUAAACAGAUGGUAAAGCCUUAAGAUGUUUCUUUCGAAUAUGGUUAUUACUGAGCCAUAUGCAGGGGAUUGGUUCCAGACCCCCUAAGCACACCUAAAUCCACAGAUGCUGUGUCCCUUUUAUAAAGUGACUUUUGCAUGUAACCUAUCUGCAUCCUGUAAAUCAUGCCUACAUUACUUAAUUUUUCACCAACCCAAAGUUUUUGUAAAAGUAAAAAUAAAAAGUAGAUUACUAAAAUA
Molecule: messenger RNA, 3193 nt
Organism: Sapajus apella (tufted capuchin)
Lineage: Eukaryota; Metazoa; Chordata; Mammalia; Primates; Cebidae
Gene: ZNF442
Product: zinc finger protein 442
Exons: 4
Coding region: 1067-2878 (603 amino acids)
Biological process (GO): negative regulation of transcription by RNA polymerase II
Molecular function (GO): RNA polymerase II cis-regulatory region sequence-specific DNA binding; DNA-binding transcription repressor activity, RNA polymerase II-specific
Source: RefSeq, a predicted model, not a curated record